AUGGGCGCAGGAAGGUUCGUUUGCGUCGCUGUCCCUUUCGGGCUGAGCUUGGCCAGUCUGGUCUGUAUCCUCAUCGUGAUGUUGGCUGGUGUUACAAACAAGUCUCUCGACAUGUUCGAGAUCAAGACAGCCAACCUCUCGAUAUCCUCAUCCUCUCUCGCAAACCUCGUUGACAUUGCGAAACGAGCCCCCAUUCCAGGCGACUCCCUCUCCGCCUUGACGGUCGCUGGACUGUCCCCAAACGCUGGUGACAACAUCACCGCAGCAGAUCUCGGUCUCGCAGACUCGUACAAGGUCUCUCUGUGGAACUACUGCGCAACUACAGGGAGCAAAACAAAUUGCACCAAAGCUGAAUUCGACUGGGCUUCCUCCAAACUCAACACCAGCACCAUCGAAGCCACAGCCACUGCUCUGACAGGAACAACCGUCAGUCUCCCUUCGGAGCUCAAGACCGCCCUCAAGACCUUCAAAGUCUUCUCAAAAUGGACUGAGGUCGUUUACAUCCUCGCCUUCUUCACUUGUGUCGCCGAGCUUUUCCUAGGCCUCUUCGGCUUCUGCUCGCGUGCCGGCUCCUGUCUCACAUUCAUCAUCUCCGGCCUCUCAACCGCAACCAUCGUCAUCGCCUCCAUCCUGGCCACCGUCCAAUCCUCUCUCGUCAUCGCAGCCGUCAGAGCCAGCGCACGCUCCUACGGCGUCAAGGGCUCCCUCAACACCUCAUACCUCGCUACGACUUGGCUCGCAGCAGCAUUCAGUGUCGGCGCUGGCAUGUUCUGGAUGCUGACUAUCUGCUGCUGUGCCGCUGACCACUCGGGUAGCAGCAAGCGCAAGAGUCGUGGGGUUGACGAUCAUGAGAAGUUGAUUCCUACAGGUGCCUACCAGCGUGUGGAUGAUAAUACGCAUUUCAAUCAGGGAUAUGCUGGACAACAACAUGGAAUCUACAAUCCUCAGCAGAGUACCGAAUAUGGUGUCCCCAUGCACAAUGUUAAGCCGAUGGCUAGGGGUGGGAAUGGUGCGUAUGAGCCCUACAGCCAUACAGCUAUCUAA
This is a messenger RNA of Cadophora gregata, 1044 nucleotides long. RefSeq lists its product as uncharacterized. Bases 1 to 1044 code for a protein of 347 amino acids. Gene Ontology annotation, biological process: fungal-type cell wall organization. NCBI's taxonomy places the organism in Eukaryota, Fungi, Ascomycota, Leotiomycetes, Helotiales, Ploettnerulaceae. The transcript has a single exon. The record is from RefSeq and is a predicted model, not a curated record. Gene Ontology annotation, cellular component: plasma membrane; cell cortex of cell tip.